UCAACCAACCAUCUCGGUUUUACCACGCGCGCCGGCGCGGCGUGUUCGACGGUCUGGAACAUUUCUUCGGGCGUUAUCAGUCACCGACGUUGUGCGAACGUGGUCGGACGUCACUCUCUCUCUGUCUCUCUCUCUCUCACUAGAGGCGGAAGUGAUACGGAGCACAUCUACGCUCGCACAUCGUACAUAUCCGGUCCGUCGCGACGCCAGAAGUCUCGUUACCGCUGCCCACACCGGAACGUUCACGCAGCACUCCGACUCCACAGCGAGAACAAAGGCGGUGAUGUCGGACGAGGCGGCGGCGGCGGCGGCUGGGGUCCCGGAGGCGGCGGGGGCGGCCUGGGAAGACGUGUCCCCGGAGCUGGACCUGGGCCCGCCCCCGGAGGCGGUGCUGGAGUACGCCCGCCAGCACCUGGGCGAGUCGCCCGACACCAAGAUGGCGGCCGUGCAGGAGCUGCGCGACUUGGUGUACGAGCGCGGGGAGGCACAGCCGCACCGCACGGACGACGCCUUCCUCGUGCGGUUCCUGAGGGCGCGCCGCUUCGACGUCGAGAAGGCGCACCAGCUGAUGGUGGACUACUACUCGUUCAAGGAGGCCAACCCUGACCUGCACGAGGACGUCCACCCUCUGAGGCUGAGGUUCAUCGGGGAGGACGGGGUCAUGAGCGCCCUGCCGUACCGCGACCAGACGGGGCGGCGGGUCAUCAUAUACAGGAUAGGCCAGUGGCGGCCGGGCGCCUACUCGGUGGACGAGCUGCUCAAGACCUCGGUGCUGCUGAUGGAGCUGGCCGUGCUGGAGGCGCGCACCCAGGUACUCGGCUACAGCUGCAUCUUCGACAUGGCCGGGCUGUCGCUCUACCACGCGUGGAACGUCACGCCCAGCGUCGCAGCCAAGGUGGUGCAGCUGCUCGUGAGCAGCUUCCCAAUCAGGACGCACGGCAUCCACAUAGUGAACCAGUCGUGGGUGUUCGACAUCAUCUUCUCCAUAUUCAGGCCCUUGUUGAACGAGAGGAUGCGCAGCAAGAUCCACUUCCACGGCGCCGACAUGGAGAGCUUGCACGCGCACGUGCAGCCCAAGUACCUGCCCGAGCGGUACGGCGGCUGCCGGCCCGAGUACAGCUACACGCAGUGGCUGGACUCGCUCACCAGGAACACCGCAAUCAUCAAGGAAAUGGAGAGCUUAGGCUACGUCUUCGACCCGGCCGAGCUGAGUCAAGAUGCGGAUCUAAUCGAGGAUUCGCAGUCGGGUUCGGCGUGACAGGUGUCACAGAGUCAAGAGACGAGUCAACCAUCCUGUCACCACAAGGGCGAAGGCGACGAAGAUUCAUCGUCUCAGCCAUAUCUCCGACAGCAACCUUCAUUCCGUUGGGCGGAAACAAGAGAGAAGCUGCAUCUCUACUCCAGUAGGCCUACCUACAUAUUUUGUUACAUAAUACCAGUGACGUUCUGAAAAUAGGUUUAGUUUUUUUAAUUACAAACAUUCAAUGUCAUCUGUAUGAAUAAAAAUGCAAAUGUUCGUCUGUUUAAAA
This is a messenger RNA of Bacillus rossius redtenbacheri, 1529 nucleotides long. RefSeq names its product alpha-tocopherol transfer protein-like. Bases 284 to 1258 code for a protein of 324 amino acids. Gene Ontology annotation, cellular component: membrane. The record is from RefSeq and is a predicted model, not a curated record. NCBI's taxonomy places the organism in Eukaryota, Metazoa, Arthropoda, Insecta, Phasmatodea, Bacillidae. Gene Ontology annotation, molecular function: phosphatidylinositol bisphosphate binding. The transcript is spliced from 8 exons.